AUGGAGGAGCUGGUGGAGGGGCUCGUUGAGGAGAUCCUCCUCCACUUGCCGCCGGGCGACCCCGUGAGCCUCCUCCGCACCGCGACCGUAUGCAGGAGUUGGUGCCGUAUCAUGUCCGCCCCAGGCUUCCGCCGAAGGUUCGGCCAGCGCCACCGCACGGCCCCCAUGCUCGGCUUCCUCGACAACCGGAAAGUUGCCGUCCAGGACGACUGCUUCGUAGGCUACGUAGGCUACGCGGUCGGCUUCGCCCCCGCCACCCCCUUCCGCCCGCGCCGCUCCGAGCACCGCGACCACCGCGUCCUCGACUCCCGCCACGGCCGCGUCCUCCUCACCAGCAUGCCCUGGGAUCCUGAGCUCGAGGUUUGGGACCCCUUCACGGAUGAGCUGCGGGAACUCCCCGAGGUGCCGCUGCCCUCACCUAUCACCUGGAAUGCAGCGGUGGUCUGCGCCGACUACGGCGCGUGUGACCACCUCGUUUGCCGUCGCGGGCCCUUCCUCGUCGUCUUCCUGGACGCCGACGGUGCGAAGAUGCGUGUGCACGUUUACUCGUCGGAGGCUGGCGCCUGGAGCGAGCCUAGUUAUGGCCCUCCGUCCCCAGAAGAUGGGAUUGAAAUGGUUCCUAGUGCCCUUGUUGGUAAUGCACUCUGCUUCCUGAUUGAUGCGACCAACAGCAUUCUGAAGUACGAUUUGGCCACACGGAAUAUGUCUGUGAUCCACUUGCCUCCCAAUUUCGUUUCGGACUUUAAGGUGCUCAUGACGAUGGGAGAUGGUGGGUUGGGUUUUGCAAUGGUGGAGAGAUCUACGCUCUGGGUCUGCUCAAUGCAGACUGACCCCCAGGGAGAUGAUUUUUGGGUACCAGUCAGAUCCAUUGAGCUCGGAUUUGAUGCAGGCUCCAUUAAUAAUGAUUGUGUUGCCUUUGCACCUGGCGUUGAGGUCCUUUUUGUUGGGACAGAGGAUGGUUGGUUCAGUAUUGAUCUAAAGUCUGGACGGGUGAGGGAACUGGUGUACUGCAAUGCUUGGACCUAUGCUCUCGUUCCAUACAUGAGCUUCUACACUCCAGAUCUUCAUCAGUAUGGUGUGGUUCCUGUCUGA
Miscanthus lutarioriparius is the source of this 1092-nucleotide messenger RNA. Lineage: Eukaryota; Viridiplantae; Streptophyta; Magnoliopsida; Poales; Poaceae. The record is from the annotation of a GenBank genome assembly.